AGAUAUUUUUCUUUGAAAAUAUUGAAACUACUUAUGUUGUAGCUCCCCCAAAAACCAGUAAUUGACUGAAAUAAAAUUUAACACAGUCAUACGGACGGACAGACAAAAUAUAUUUUUUGCUGUGCUGUGAAUAGUUUGCACAAUUGAUAUUGCAGCAGCAGCAGCAACACACAGCAGCUAUCACUAUGUCGACAACAUCAGCAUCAUGUGAUUGUUUGGUGGGGGUGCCAACUGGACCAACACUUGCCUCCACCUGUGGUGGCAGUGCUUUUAUGUUGUUUAUGGGUCUAUUGGAAGUAUUCAUACGUUCACAAUGUGAUCUUGAAGAUCCUUGUGGACGUGCUAGUUCAAGGUUUCGCUCAGAGCCCGAUUAUGAGUAUGACUUUAUAGUAAUUGGCGGUGGUUCAGCCGGUUCUGUAGCAGCCUCACGUUUAUCCGAAGUGGCACAAUGGAAGGUGUUAUUGAUUGAAGCCGGUGGCGAUGAACCAGUAGGUGCACAAAUUCCCUCCAUGUUUUUGAACUUUAUAGCCAGUGAUAUCGAUUGGAAGUACAAUACAGAACCAGAAAAAUCCGCUUGCUUAUCGUCUGAAGGUCAACGUUGCUAUUGGCCGAGAGGUAAAGUAUUGGGUGGCACCUCGGUGUUAAACGGUAUGAUGUAUAUUCGUGGUAAUCGUGAGGAUUAUGAUGAUUGGGCUGCUAUGGGUAAUCCGGGUUGGAGUUAUAAAGAAGUUUUGCCAUUCUUUAAGAAAUCCGAAAAUAAUCUACAAGUUGAUGAGGUGGGCCGGGAUUUGCAUGGUACAGGCGGUUUGAUGCCGGUUUCAAAAUUCCCCUAUAAUCCACCUUUGUCAUAUGCUAUUUUAAAGGCCGGCGAGGAAUUGGGUUUCAGCGUACAUGAUUUGAAUGGUAAAAACUCAACCGGUUUCAUGAUUGCCCAGAUGACCUCCCGCAAUGGCAUACGUUACAGUUCUGCUCGUUCCUUUUUGAGGCCAGCUCGCAUGCGUAACAAUCUUCAUAUUCUUUUGAAUACUACAGCUACCAAAGUUUUAAUUCAUCCCGGUACUAAGACCGUUUUAGGUGUUGAAGUCAUUGAUCAAUUUGGCAGUAUGCGUAAAAUUUUAGUUAAAAAGGAAGUCAUUGUCAGUGGUGGUGCUGUUAAUUCACCACAGAUUUUGCUGUUAAGUGGUGUGGGUCCCAAAGAGGAUUUAAUGAAGGUUGGCGUUCGUCCCAUACACGAUUUGCCCGGUGUUGGUAAGAAUUUACACAACCACGUGGCCUAUUUUACAAAUUUCUUUAUUGAUGAUGCCGAUACUGCUCCCCUCAAUUGGGCUACUGCUAUGGAAUAUCUGCUAUUCCGUGAUGGCCUAAUGUCUGGUACUGGCAUUUCCGAUGUUACUGCCAAAAUGACGACAAGAUUUGCAGAUAAACCCGGUGUACCUGAUCUACAAUACUAUUUCGGUGGUUAUUUGGCCAGUUGUGCUCGUACAGGACAAGUGGGAGAACUAUUAUCGAAUAACUCACGUAGUAUACAAAUCUUUCCAGCAGUAUUGAAUCCCAAAUCUAGAGGUUAUAUCACCUUGGCCUCUAAUGAUCCUCUGGCACCACCACGCAUAUUCGCCAACUAUUUAACCGAUGAAAGAGAUGUUAAAGUUUUAAUAGAGGGCAUUAAAUUUGCCAUUAGAUUAUCACAGACCACACCCAUGAAACAGUAUGGCAUGCGUUUAGAUCGUACAGUGGUCGAGGGUUGUGAGAAAUUCACUUUUGGUUCGGAUGACUAUUGGGAAUGUGCGGUUCGACAAAAUACUGGUCCCGAAAAUCAUCAAGCUGGUUCGUGUAAAAUGGGUCCGGGUCGCGAUCCAAUGGCUGUAGUUGAUCAUGAAUUAAGAGUGCAUGGCAUUAGAGGCUUAAGAGUAAUGGAUACAAGUAUAAUGCCCAAAGUAACAGCUGGCAAUACACAUGCUCCUGCUGUAAUGAUAGCCGAAAAGGGUGUUUAUAUGAUUAAACGUGCCUGGGGCGCCAAAGUUUGACGAUUGGACGCAACAUGGACACUACAUAGAGUAAUUUAAAUUAAAACAACAACAAAAAAAUACUUAAAAAUUAUACAGAAAAUGAUUUAAAUUUAAGUUGAGAUAUUAUGUCUUGUUAUAUUGAAAACAAAAUUUGAUUGCGUGAAUAUUUUUUUAUUUCUCCUAAAUUUCCAAUUAACUCUUCCCGGUUUUAUGUUUACUUUUUUUACUUUUUCGGAACUAACCACACUCUUUGUCUAGUAGUUCACUGUUGCACUUUACUUCUUUUUUUUUAAUUAUUUUAGAUAAUUUUAUUUCUUAUAUAACAACUAGCUGUUAUUCCCG
Molecule: messenger RNA, 2348 nt
Organism: Lucilia cuprina (Australian sheep blowfly)
Lineage: Eukaryota; Metazoa; Arthropoda; Insecta; Diptera; Calliphoridae
Gene: Gld
Product: glucose dehydrogenase [FAD, quinone]
Exons: 5
Molecular function (GO): oxidoreductase activity, acting on CH-OH group of donors; flavin adenine dinucleotide binding
Source: RefSeq, a predicted model, not a curated record